GUUCAGGCACAUAGACCAAAUCACAUUUCAAGUUCUCUCUUUUCUCUCGUUCCACAGCUCUGUGUGUGUGUGUGUCUCCUAGUAAUUCAUUUGAAUCGUUCGGAAACCAUCAUUUCGUGAAAGAUCAAAAUUUUCCCCUUGACGAUUAAAGGUUAUGGCUACUGCCAACUUGAUUCAACAUCCGAAGGCCAAUCUGGGCAUCCCAUCAACGCCGUAUUCAUCGUCAUCGUCUGCGUCUCUAAAGAAGAAAAAAUGGUCGAAUUUUCUCCCCAUUUUGGUGGUUCUUGUGGUGAUAGCGGAGAUUACGUUUCUGGGCCAUCUCGAUGUGGUGGAGAAUGUCGACAUGGUCAACUCGUGGGCCGACUCUUUCUACCACUCCAACCCGGCCCCGGAGCUUGUCGACAGCUGUGAAGCAUGGUUGGAGAAGGAGGACUCCGUGCCUUAUUCUAGGGAUUUCGAUAAAGACCCAAUUUUGGUUAAUGGGGCUGAACAGGGAAUUAUGACCUGUGGCAUUGGAUGUAAGUUUGGGGAUGAAUCGAGUAAGAAACCUGAUGCUGGAUUUGGAACUCCUCAGUCAUCUGGCACUGCUGCCGUGCUUAGGUCAAUGGAAGCCGCCACAUAUUAUCCUGAAAAUAAUAUUGGCAAGGCACGACGUCGGGGAUAUGACAUUGUUAUGACAACCAGUCUUUCCUCGGAUGUGCCCGUGGGAUACUUUUCGUGGGCUGAAUACGAUAUAAUGGCUCCAGUUCAACCAAAAAUUGCAAGUGCUGUUGCUGCUGCUUUCAUUUCUAACUGUGGUGCUUUGAACUUCCGGCUGCAAGCAUUGAUCGGACUUGAGAAAGAAAACGUCAACAUUGAUUCUUAUGGAGCUUGCCGUCGAAAUCGAGAUGGAAAAGUUGAUAAAGUGGAAGCGCUGAAGCAUUAUAAGUUUAGCUUGGCUUUUGAGAACUCGAACGAGGAGGAUUAUGUUACUGAAAAGUUCUUCCAAUCUCUUGUUGCAGGCGCAAUCCCUGUGGUGAUUGGCGCCCCUAAUAUCCAACAUUUCUCCCCUGGUCCUGGUUCAUUGCUGCAUAUCAAGGAGCUCACAGAUGUUGAUUCCGUUGCCAAGAGAAUGAAAUACCUCGCUGGCAAUGAGAGCGCAUUUAAUGAAUCAUUGAGGUGGAAAUAUGACGGACCAUCCGAUUCCUUCAAGGCCCUUGUUGAUAUGGCUGCAGUACACUCAGCAUGCCGUCUAUGCAUUUUCCUGGCAACCAAAAUCCAAGAAAAAGAAGAAAACCGUCCAGAAUUUCAAAACCGUCCCUGCAAGUGUACCCGUGGCUCAAGAACUACAUACCACAUAUACGUCAGGGAAAGAGGGAGGUUUCAUACGGAAUCCAUUUUCCUAAGGUCAGACAAAUUGACUAUCGAAGCCCUAUCCUCUGCUGUUGUGCAAAAGUUUAGAUUGCUUAAACACGUUCCUAUCUGGAAAAGUGAGAGGCCAGAGAGCAUAAGAGGUGGGAAUGAGCUUAAACUCUACAAGAUUUACCCCGUCGGGCUGACAGCGAGGCAAGGAUUGUACACCUUCAAACUCAACCACAGUUCGGAUCUGAGGAAGCACAUAGAGAGCCAUCCGUGCGCCAAGUUUGAGGUGAUAUUCGUAUAGGUUGUGACACGGAGCAUCCAGAAAAGCAAUCUUAGGUAGGGCAACUCUCUUCUCCUCUCUCCCCGCCCUUGAACUUUUGUAGGAUGGCUGACUCUAGGGUUUAUUGCUCCACUUUUCGUUCCCGGCGGUCGUCGUGUUCGUUUUCGAGUUUAGAGGGGGCGAAUGAUGGGGAUUAUACAUGAUGUUUGAACCUUGAAAUUAGGUCUUGAUAAAUUGUGUAUAUAUACUCCCUCCGUCCUAUAGUAGAUGUCACACUUGGGAGAUGACACGGGAUUUUAGGAGAUGUUAUUUUAUGUGUUAAGUAGCGAGAGAAAAUAUAAUUUUAUAACUGAUGUGUGAGAGAACUUUUUCUAAAAGAGGAAAUGUGACAUCUUUUGUGGGACAAAUUAAAAAAGAAAGUGUGAUAUCUACUAUGGGACAUGUGGAGUACUAUUUUUUGUCUUCACUAUAGAAAAAUGAUUGAAUUUGGGGAAACUAAGAUGGUGUUUUGACAUGUUUUGGCGUGUUGAUGGUUAAAUCAUGGCUAGAUCCUAAACAUUGCUAACGAAAUUGAAAAGGAAAAUGAUUGAAAUA
Messenger RNA from Salvia splendens (bonfire salvia), 2215 nucleotides. Its product is annotated as putative fucosyltransferase-like protein. Lineage: Eukaryota; Viridiplantae; Streptophyta; Magnoliopsida; Lamiales; Lamiaceae. The record is from RefSeq and is a predicted model, not a curated record. The transcript has 7 exons. Gene Ontology annotation, cellular component: membrane. Gene Ontology annotation, molecular function: fucosyltransferase activity. The coding region runs from base 155 to 1642 and encodes 495 amino acids.